This is a messenger RNA of Cuscuta europaea, 382 nucleotides long. Lineage: Eukaryota; Viridiplantae; Streptophyta; Magnoliopsida; Solanales; Convolvulaceae. The record is from the annotation of a GenBank genome assembly.
UGACAGAGUAGCCCUCGGGGCUGAUGAAGACGAAGCCCUCGAGGACAGGAUCCUCCGGUCUUCCCUCACAACCUGCAUUGCCCUCGGGGAGCAAGCCCGGCGGCUAGAUGAGUGGCGCCUUCGCAAGGCCGAGCAGGAGGCCAAGAUGCGGGAGCUCAUCCGCCAGAAUGCAGACGCUGUUCGACAGAUGGCUAUGCUGGAGGAGAGCCUUCGGCAGAUGACCCUGCGGGCGGAGGCCGCAGAUCGGGGUAGGGCAGAAGCCGAGAGGUCCGCAGCUGAGGCCUUGGAGAGAGCUGUCAAGGAAGCCGAGGCCGCGAAGGUGGAAGCCGUCGAGAGAGCCCGAGGGGACGCAAUCUCGGGGUUCUUGGCAGGGGGGUGGCGG